AUGGGUGACAUGUAUUAUAGAUGUCUGACAGGGUAUCUAAAUAAUCCUGAAGCUACCGCCCGAAUGGUAGAUAAAGACGGAUGGGCGCACACGGGUGAUAUUGGACAUUUUGACGAAGAUGGGCAUUUCUUUAUAGUGGACAGGUUGAAAGAACUCAUCAAGUACAACGCAUUACAGGUCGCCCCGGCUAAACUGGAAGCUUUGUUGAUUUCACCAAAACUCGACGACGCAGCCGUAAUUGGUGUCCCGGAUGAGGAGUCAGAAGAGCUGCCGAAGGCCUUCGUUUUUCCUAAGGGAGAAAUCACUCUUGAAGAAAUCGCAGAUUAUAUCGCACAAAGGGUGGCUCCCCAUAAGAAACUAAGAGGCGGAGUGGAAUUUAUCGACAAGAUUUCCAAGUCUGCAAGUGGCAAAAUUUUUUACGAAAGGAGUUAAGAAAGAGAGAAUCGGAACGAACGGAUAAAUCGUGACAUGCGGCAUUUCUUAAACAGUUCCCUCCACAUUUGCAUAUGCGGUAGUUAAUCCCACUUUUUGAGUUUUGUACUUCCAAUACAACGAUUGCGGUUAACGCUUGUAAUGGUUUUAUGAACAAUUACAUUCUACCUCCCAACGCUUUUUUAUAGGAUUUUUAUAAUGAUAAUCACACCCUUUACAGAACUAGACGCUUCAAAGCGUUAACUCGAGCUUCCUCGGCGAUCUCUUUUGUAAUAAAUAGGCGAUUUUACCUGC
Stylophora pistillata is the source of this 726-nucleotide messenger RNA. Its product is annotated as luciferin 4-monooxygenase-like. The record is from RefSeq and is a predicted model, not a curated record. Gene Ontology annotation, molecular function: CoA-ligase activity. NCBI's taxonomy places the organism in Eukaryota, Metazoa, Cnidaria, Anthozoa, Scleractinia, Pocilloporidae.